AUGUCCCUUGACCUAUCCAUCACCUUCCCCAAGGACGAGGGCGAGGACUGGUCGCUUGAGCAUAAGACCCGAGACAUCCUCAUCCCAUACCUGCAACCGACGUCCCAGACCUCACCCGCCGCCGCCGCCGCCAUCGACCUCAUCGCGCUGUGCCAGUCCGAGGCGGAGAAGCAAAACCUCGCGCAGCGCGCCCUCGGCGAGGGCUUCUGGUACAUGACAUGGGAAGCUCGCCGAACAGAUCCCGGCCGCGCACGGCCAUCCAACCCCUACGCCGAGCUCCCACACAUGGGCAUCGUGCUGAGCGAGCGGUUCCACCAGAUCUCUGCCGCCCCGCCAGCGCCCGGAACCGACCUUGACCAGAGCCAGUGGAAAAACCUAAACGCCCUCUCCGCGCGCCUGUGCCAGGCCGGCAUCGUCGUCCGGUCCAGCGACACCAUCAUCGUCAUUGCCGAAGCCCUCGAGAAGCGCCCCGAUCCCCGGUCCCGCGCGUACCAGGCGCGCGGCCCGCUGCUAAACUUCCACGUCCCCAUCGCGGCGGAUUGGAUCAUCAGGUGCGCGGAGCAGCUGUACGCCGUCAUGAGGUCGGGUGAGGCGGAAGGCGCGGGGUGUCCGUGGAAGAAGAGGAGGGGGAUCUUUGAGGAGCGGUGGAGCUUCUGGAAGGAGCAGUUAGUUGAUGUCGCGGAGCGGGAGGAGGCGUGUGAGGAGGGGGUAAAGGAGGUGGCAAGGAAAGCGGCGGAGAGGAUGGAUGAGGUUGAGAGGGAUGGGUGGGGGCAUUCGGAGAUUCGGAGUCAGUAG
This is a messenger RNA of Lasiodiplodia theobromae, 795 nucleotides long. RefSeq lists its product as uncharacterized. The transcript has 3 exons. Bases 1 to 795 code for a protein of 264 amino acids. The record is from RefSeq and is a predicted model, not a curated record. Lineage: Eukaryota; Fungi; Ascomycota; Dothideomycetes; Botryosphaeriales; Botryosphaeriaceae.